Molecule: messenger RNA, 1299 nt
Organism: Eimeria maxima
Lineage: Eukaryota; Apicomplexa; Conoidasida; Eucoccidiorida; Eimeriidae
Product: vacuolar (H+)-ATPase G subunit domain-containing protein, putative
Exons: 4
Coding region: 1-1299 (432 amino acids)
Biological process (GO): proton transmembrane transport
Cellular component (GO): vacuolar proton-transporting V-type ATPase complex
Molecular function (GO): proton-transporting ATPase activity, rotational mechanism
Source: RefSeq, a predicted model, not a curated record
AUGCCUUUCUGGCUCAGACGGGGCCGUUCAAAGGCCAAUCAAAAUGCAAGUCAGGAUUCAGCUGCAGUGGCGUCCAACCCAGCGCAGGUAUCGAGGGACCACCUGAGUUUGGAUGGCGAACACAAAGAUGAGCAACAGUGCGACUCCACUGAGGGCGCUACGCCAUCGAACCGCGUCAUGCUGGUCUCUGCCGCUGCUCACGGGGCUUCUCCCACGACUGCAAUGGAGCCCCGGCCUUCAUUUUUUCGGCGAACAAUUUCGAGCCUCUCAACCAAGGUCAUUCCGAAGAUGCGGUCCGAUAGUAGCAAAAUAGCAACGAGAGAUCAAGGCAACCAGACACAGUCAAACGGAGAGGGGCGGCUGGGAAAAAUACCAAGCGGGGGAAAACAGCCCAACGAGGGCCCCGUGUCCGCUGAGGCAGAUCAUGCAAAGAGGGGAUUCUACGGUUUACGCCAGCGCUUUCACACAGCCCACCAUAACUACACAGCACAAGCAGCAGCCGGCCACGACGGUGCAGCUGAUCACUCUCUGCACCUCCCUCUUCACUUGCGCCACCUCCAUCUCCCGCACAUUCUGCACCACCCCACCCAGCAGGUCGGCAUGUCGAGUGUGGAGCAGGAGGUGGAAGUCAUGCAGUUGCUUCAAAGAGCCACGAACCAGGCCAAGAGAAUCGUCGAGCGUGCAAGAGGAGAGCGCGACAUACUCAUGCAGAGGGCUCGGGAAGAGGCUGAAGAGGAAAUCAAAGCUCUCAGAUGCAAGCUCGAAGAAGAAGCCUUGAAAGAUCAGCAAAAAGGUAACAACGGGGAAGAUGCUGUCCGUGAGGCAACAACGGAGGAAGACAACCAGAUGCGCCAAAUCCUCGAGCAUGCCUCUAAGAACAUGGACGCCUCAGUAUCAUUAUGCGUGGAUCAUGUUCUUACCGUCGACAUAUCGCUAGCUGAGGAUCGCCGGCGAGCACUGCGCAACUUGCGAAGGAAUCCCCCGAGUUUCCUUCGAAAGAGCAAAGCUCAGAGUUACCCGUCAGAGCGAAGGGUAAUAGCAGAGCGCGUGGCAAAGGGCAAACGGAAUAAGCAUAUUUCAGACUUCUCGUGGGAUGUUGAUAAUCUCGAAUAUCCGACGCUCGACAACAGUUCACCGGAGCAAGAUGAUUUGUAUGCUAGAAUCUUGGGUGAUCGUACACUCAAGGAAGAGGAGGAAGUUUAUAUUGAUUUCGAUGAAUUGGAGCGGCCUCUUCCUCUUGGACGCUUCUCGUCGGCCAUGCAAAGUAUUCAGACCACAUGUGGCUGUUUCCUCGGAUAA